Meloidogyne enterolobii is the source of this 232-nucleotide messenger RNA. NCBI's taxonomy places the organism in Eukaryota, Metazoa, Nematoda, Chromadorea, Rhabditida, Meloidogynidae. The record is from the annotation of a GenBank genome assembly.
ACUAGUUUAGAGGAUGGUUAGAAGAUCAAUAACGAAAUUGCCGGUAUCAAUCACUGAAGCAAAUGAGAGAUGCACCUAUUGUUUAAGCUUAUACAAACCAAACAAAUUUAUCGUUUCGUUUACAUGUGGCCAUAAUAUGCAUCUAAAAUGUUUUUCAAAAUAUGCAGAAGGUUAUAGAACAUGUAUGCAGUGCCGACGACAUUUAAUAACUGGGGAAGAGCAAACAGAUUAG